AGUACACGUAAUCCCAUAAAAAAGUGUGAAUUUUAUUAAAAAAUUAGAACUUUUUUACUAAUUUAAUUAAAAAUUUUACUAAAAAAUUAAAUUAUUAUAAAGUUUUCAUUCAAAAAAGUGUUAAAAAUUGUUAUUAAGAACAUUUUAAUGAAACUUUAAAGGAAUAAAAUCAACAAAAAAGAAACAGAAAUGGGUGAAACAUUAUCUCCAUCAAAAGAGUCAAAAACAGACAAAAAACUCGAAAAACCUGAAAAAUCCGAAGCUUCAGACACAAAAAAUGAAGAAACUCUCAAACUGGGAUGUCACACAGAGAACAAAUCUCUCAUCAUGACUUACCUUUUGUGGUUUUUCGGCGGAUUCUUUGGCUUGCAUCAUCUUUAUCUGCAUCGUGACUUCCAUGCAUUCGCUCAUUGGUGCACUUUUGGCGGCUAUUUCGGUGUCGGAUGGGUCGUCGACAUGUUCAAGAUACCCGAAUUUGUGCGCGAUGCCAACGAAGAUCCCGUUUUUAUCGCAAAAUUCUUGGAAAAACUGAAAGCGAAUCGAAAACCGCCUUUUUCGACAUAUCGCUUCAUGGGAGCAAUUUGCCUUUCGUACCUUUGGGGACAAGUUGCGAUGAUUGCCAUUCCCGAAAGUGUCGUUUUUGGGAUUGAUUUUAGUUUUUUGCAUUGGAUUAUUCCGUUCGCGAUCGCUUUGGGAGUUUGGGUUGUCGGAAAUAUCGGGAGAGAAACGGGAUGUUUGUGGCAUUCGGUUGUCGCAGCGUAUCUCAGUUAUUUGUCGCGAUAUUUCAUCUUUGACGAUACUUAUUGGAUGACCUUGACAGUUGUGGUUACCGCAUGUGUCUUUGAUGGCUUUUCCAAACAGUGGUUGUUGCAUCGACCAAAAAGGAGGAAAAUCGUUAAACGGGCUGUUGUGAUCUCAGCGGCGGUUUUUCUUUAUAUGGCGCUUUGGACUUCGUAUUUCUACUUUAAUGGAACAAUUACGGACAGUGAUGGCGAUGAAGUGCCUGUGCAUGAAGCCAUUCAUAAUUUCCUGAAAUCGCCAUGGUGGACAGAUUUGAAGCAAACGUUGCACGAUACAUGGACCUUUGCGCAGCAUAAUGGAUGGGGAGAGAUUUGGAAGCAAAUUAUUGACUCGAUGGAUGCGGAUGGCGAACAAAAUGCUUAUAAGGUUCUCGGAGUAAGUGCAACAGCAUCCCAAACUGAAAUAAAAACAACUUGGAGAAAAUUAUCGUUAGAAAAUCAUCCGGAUAAAAUUAAAGAUCCAAGUCAACGUGACGCCGCUCAAAAAAGAUUCAUGGAAAUCCAACAAGCUUAUGAAAUUUUGAGUAAAAUCAAGUCCAAGAGACGAUCAAGAAAUAAGAAGUCAUCAGAUGAAUUGUAAAU
Molecule: messenger RNA, 1382 nt
Organism: Culicoides brevitarsis
Lineage: Eukaryota; Metazoa; Arthropoda; Insecta; Diptera; Ceratopogonidae
Gene: wus
Product: dnaJ homolog subfamily C member 22
Exons: 3
Coding region: 190-1380 (396 amino acids)
Cellular component (GO): membrane
Source: RefSeq, a predicted model, not a curated record